Tetrahymena thermophila SB210 is the source of this 1311-nucleotide messenger RNA. Its product is annotated as 26S proteasome subunit RPN7. The transcript is spliced from 4 exons. The record is from RefSeq and is a predicted model, not a curated record. Gene Ontology annotation, molecular function: protein binding. NCBI's taxonomy places the organism in Eukaryota, Ciliophora, Oligohymenophorea, Hymenostomatida, Tetrahymenidae. Gene Ontology annotation, cellular component: COP9 signalosome.
AUGGACGGAUUAAUUGAAUAUUCUAAUAGAUACAAUGGAGUUACUAAGAUCUUUAAGAUCAUCUAGGGAGCUACUUUGCUUAAGCCUCCUCACAUUAAUUAGGCCUUCGAAACUGCCUUGAUUUUAGCUUAGCAACUUAAAAUUUACAGCAUUUAUAGAUUUGUUGAGAGUACUGCUCUUGAUUGGAAGAUCACUACUUUAAGAGUUGACAAAGAAUUAGCUGCCUAGUAAUUCGCCCCUUAUUAGGCUCAAGCAGAAAAGUUAGAUAAAGAAAUUAAUAUGCAUAAAAACUCCUAAAAUAAGCUUUCAACUGGUUUGUCUUACAUCGAGUUAGGUAAUCUAUACCUCAAGGCAGGCGAUGUUACAGAAGCAUUUAGAUCUUACGAAAGAGUGUAUAAAUAUUAUGAAGCUGGUGAUAUCUACUCAUACUUCCCUUAAUGGUGUGCUACAAUGAUAAUAGAAAGAAGAUACGAUUAGCUCUAACAAGUAUAUCCCAAGGAGGCUAUCCCUAUUGAAAAGAAAAAAAGAGAGUAAUACACCACUUUAUUAGUUUUCUAAGCUCUCAGAUGCCUCUACUAAGGAUUUUAGAACGAUUUCCUUUAAAUUAUUAAGGAUGAGUUAUAGCAUGACUGCAUAGUCGAAGAUGAAAAUUUGCUUCUUGUCACUAGCUUAAGAGAAAUAGGUGUUUUCAUCACUGUUUGUGCUUUGGCUCGCUUGUCAAGAUCUCAAGUUUAAGAUUUAUUGAAAAGUGAUAGUAUUAGAUUCUUUGUCACUUAGGAUAAUGAAUGCUUAAACAUCUUAGAAUGUUAUAUAAGCUUAGAUUACAAGACUUUGAUUUCAAAGCUUAAAUUAUUCUACUAAGAAUACAAUUAGGAUUUCAUUUUUAAAAAAUUCAACUUUUCUGAAAUUCUCACUGACAAGUUAGUCAAGCAAUAUCUUUUACCUUAUAAAAAAAUUAGUAUCUAAAAGGUUGUUAACAUCAUGGGUUUAAACUAAGAUUUAGCUUUGGACUAUUUAAAGAAAUUAAUCCAAAACAAUUAAAUUAACUUUUUGUAUGACCCUAUUGAAGAAGUUUUAGUCCAAAAGGAAACUGAAAAAACAAAAAAAUACGAAACUUACUAGAAAGCUGUUAAGGUAAUAGCAAGCUUUUUGCAUAAGAAGCAAAAGUAAAUGUUAAGAUAUCACCUAGGCAUAGUCCAUAGCGAAAACGGUAGCAAAAAUAAAUAGGAUGUUAUUGAAUUAGGUAAUAUGCACGGUUUCUCAAGCUUAAAUAAAGUUAUUAAUAAUUUCAUGAACUUUGAAAGCAGAUGA